CCGAGAUAAUAAGUUACUGCAACCCGUGAUCCUAGUCAUCUGAGCUCUCGUUCAGGCACUGGUACAGUAAGGGAUGAACGUUUCAAUGUAUCCCCGUGUUUGUACGUCAAAACUGAAGCGUUCCGGUGAUUUACCAGCGAAUGACAAUUGUCUAGGAAUAUAGAGCAGUGUUUAAAAGAAAAAUAAAUAUUGUGGGCAUUUCAUCAAGAGCAAUGAGGACUACAGUGGCCCUGAGAGCUAGGAAAAGGAGAACAGAUGUGAUUUUUCUUGUGGUGGGAGUUAGUGUGGUCCUGUAUGGAAUAGCACAUCUUCUCCACGAAUUAGCCGCCUCUGGACUGGGUACUGCUUCAAGAACUCGUCGAGAUAUUUCGGCGGAUAAUGUAACCAAGUGCGUACAGGCUCCUUCAUCCGAAUUUCCUGAAGGAUUUUUCACACUGGAAGAGAGAAAGCAGGGAGGGAUCAUUAUUCAUUUUAUCAUCAUCCUCUACAUGUUGUUGGCUAUAGAUGUCGUGUGUGAAGAAUACUUCCUUCCUUCUCUAGAGGUUAUCAGCGAGUGUCUUGGUCUCUCCCAAGAUGUUGCUGGAGCAACAUUUAUGGCUGCAGGAAGUUCUACACCUGAACUGGUCACAGCUUUUCUAGGGGUGUUUGUGACAAAGGGAGAUAUUGGAGUCAGUACAAUAGUUGGGUCAGCAGUUUACAAUUUGCUUGGAAUCUGUUCUGCGUGUGGAUUAUUAACUACCAUGGUUUGCAGGUUGACUUGCUGGCCACUGUUCAGAGAUUGUGCAGCUUAUGCGAUCAGUGUUGCAGCACUAGUUCUUGUUAUCUUUGACAAUGCAAUCUACUGGUAUGAGUCUGCUUUGUUGUUGUUGAUCUAUGCACUGUACAUCGUGGUUCUGUGCUUUGACAUUCAAAUAAAUCAAUACCUAAUGGAGAGGUUUAGCCCAUGCUGCACCUGUUUAACACGAGCAAUGGAAGAAGACAAUGAACAGCAGCCACUAAUAGAUUGGCAAGAGAAAACUGGGCCAUUGGUACAUCGCCAUUCUCGAUCAGACAGUGGGAUUUUUCAAGAGGAUUCUGAUUAUUCCCAACUCUCUCUCAGUUUACAUGGGCUCUCUGAAAAGAUUGAAGACAAAUCCCAUGUUUUUGAAGUGCCUGAAUCAGAUGCAAAGCGAAUCAUGUGGGUACUAUCACUCCCCAUUGCUGCUUUGCUGUCCAUCACUACCCCUGAUUGUCGUAGACAUCAAUGGAGAAAGUGGUUCAUGCUCACUUUUUUCCUGAGUGCUGUGUGGAUUUCUGGAUUUACAUAUGUGUUAGUUUGGAUGGUAUCCAUUGUAGGUGAAACUCUCGAAAUUCCUGACACAGUGAUGGGGCUCACGCUGUUGGCAGCAGGCACCAGUAUUCCAGACACGGUGGCCAGUGUACUUGUAGCCAGAGAAGGCAAGGGAGAUAUGGCCAUGUCGAACAUUGUUGGUUCCAAUGUAUUUGAUAUGCUGUGUCUCGGAGUACCUUGGUUUGUUAAAACUCUAUUUGUGGACCCAUCACCUGUACAAGUGAACAGCAAUGGCAUGACCUAUACAACUGCUUCUCUCCUUCUUUCCAUUAUCUUUAUAUUUGUGGCAAUUAAAGUUAACGGAUGGAAGUUAGACAAAAAACUUGGAACUGCAUGUCUGCUUGCCUAUGUGGUUUUUCUCACAAUCUCAAUUCUAAAUGAGCUGGGAAUAUUAGGCAAUGUUCUUGUAAGAACAUGUGACUAACACUAAAGUUCAAUUGACACUUGGCUAUAACCAAAGCUGAAAUUUUUAACUUUAUCCUUUUUAAAAUUGGAGUUUGAGGAUAAGUGGUAUCAGCUCCCAUCAUCUUCAAUCUCUGUUUUCACUCAGGCUACCAUUUACCUCCCAAACCUUUUGACCAGUUUUCUCAACUCUGAUUUGAAGCUCAAGUAUCCUUCCUACCAUAGUCUUAGAUCUCAAAUAACAUGCUUACUGUUUUCUGUUGGUCUGUAAUCAUGUUGAUCACACCAUCCACUUGAACAUCUGUCCAGUGGAGUAUAGCUACGUGGCUAUAUAUAGCCAUAAUUAGAGAAUCACUGCACAAUGCUCUUUUCCACCAUCUACCAUUCUUAACCUUGUUUUCUAGACCCUUAGUUGUCAGCAUAACCACGGUACUGUAAUCACCACCUUUUCUAGUAUGAUGUCAGACUUUUAUUAUCCAUGCCUGGAGGGACCAAAUUUUCUCAUUUAAAUACCAGGAUUUGGCAUCAUUAGAAGUUCUUCCAGAGGCACAAGCUGGACCCUUCAAUCUGGGACAGCAGCUAGAGAACCACUGAGCUGAUGAUCUAACAUUUACCUCUGUCAUAAUUACCUUUUCAUUUCACUCCUGCCUCUGUUCAAACAUCCUCCCUCCUUAAUUUGUUCAUCCAUAACAUUAGGAUACAGGCAGCAAAUACUGUGAUUUUUGACCAACAUGGCUUUAGCCCAUCCAGCUUCCUAGCUCUAACCUGAAACAAUUUUGACUGAGUUUUGGGAGACCUCCUAAAAUUCAGCUUUAGAUCCAUGUCCACUUUUACAUUAUUCUUGAACGUUUGGGAUGUUUUACAGCAAAUGGUUCUAUUUACAUAGAAGUUGCUGUUGAUUAAAGGUUACAACUUGCCAUGGACCAUUUUUGCAUGUAAAACUAUGAAUACAAAACAAAAUGAAUUUGUAUGAUGUGUUAAACUGUAUUGUCUAGAGAUUUUAACCUUAAAAACCAAAUCAAAAUA
Chiloscyllium plagiosum (whitespotted bambooshark) is the source of this 2758-nucleotide messenger RNA. It is a transcript of the gene slc24a5, whose product is annotated as solute carrier family 24 member 5. The record is from RefSeq and is a predicted model, not a curated record. Gene Ontology annotation, biological process: intracellular calcium ion homeostasis; melanocyte differentiation; calcium ion transmembrane transport. Gene Ontology annotation, cellular component: membrane; trans-Golgi network. Gene Ontology annotation, molecular function: calcium channel activity; calcium, potassium:sodium antiporter activity. NCBI's taxonomy places the organism in Eukaryota, Metazoa, Chordata, Chondrichthyes, Orectolobiformes, Hemiscylliidae.